Vicia villosa (hairy vetch) is the source of this 962-nucleotide messenger RNA. Its product is annotated as protein BUNDLE SHEATH DEFECTIVE 2, chloroplastic-like. Lineage: Eukaryota; Viridiplantae; Streptophyta; Magnoliopsida; Fabales; Fabaceae. Bases 155 to 580 code for a protein of 141 amino acids. The transcript is spliced from 3 exons. The record is from RefSeq and is a predicted model, not a curated record.
UUGUUUGCAAACGUGGGUAGAGAAGCAGUGGGCCAAUCAAAAACCGUGUGUUCUUUCUUUUUCUUUUCAAUAUCUUCUGCCGCGAAUUCGUUUCUCUUUGACGGCAACAACCAUAUCGAUCACAACAUCGCUAAUAAUUGAAGGUUCAAUCUCCAUGGCUGGGUCUACUUGCGCUUCUUCUUGUUGCGCCUCUGCGCUCAUUCCUAAAUCAACACCUCGAAUUUCAUCGCUCCUUAACGGCAAUGCAAGUUUCGUCAAUAACCGAAUUUCUCGCUUUCGAGUUAGGGUUUCCAUGGUUGAUUCUUCCUCCUCCGAUUUUACUAAACGCAUGGAGCAAGCUUGGUUAAUCUCUCAGCAACCAAGACCAGUCGUGUGUUCAUCUUGCAACUCAAAAGGGCAUAUUGAAUGCAAAUGGUGUGGAGGAACUGGUUUUUUGGUUCUUGGUGACCACAUGCUUUGUGAAGUUCCAUCCAGAAACACUAGUUGUAUUAUUUGCACUGGAAAGGGAUCAAUGUGCUGCUCAAAUUGUCAAGGAACGGGCUUUCGUGCAAAGUGGUUGGAAGAGCCUCCUACAUCCUAGAUGAAAUAAUACUACUGAAAUGGUCGACAUAUGUUUCAAGUUGGGAGGAUUGGAGUUGUAUUACGUCACUUGCUGCAUCUGUCUGACUGGUGCAGCACUCACUUUUGUUUUUUCAGUAUACGCCUAUUAUGUUGUUGUAUUUUUCUUUGUAUAAUAACAUGUACAAGUGUAAUUGUUUUACCAAAUGAAACAGAGUAUGCUUGAAACCACAAAUGUAGGUUUCAGUUUCAAACAUGUAAAUGCCAAGCUUCCUAUAAGGACACAAUAUAUGAAAGUUGUUUGAUUUUGUAAGGAACAGUUGAGUAGGAUGUAGUUAAAAAUUAUAUUGAUUUUAUGUAUAUUGUAAUUCUUUGCACUAAUGAUGUUCUUUGAUUCUUUUAUC